This is a messenger RNA of Coregonus clupeaformis (lake whitefish), 1298 nucleotides long. RefSeq lists its product as uncharacterized. Lineage: Eukaryota; Metazoa; Chordata; Actinopteri; Salmoniformes; Salmonidae. The coding region runs from base 27 to 1298 and encodes 423 amino acids. The transcript has 6 exons. The record is from RefSeq and is a predicted model, not a curated record.
UCCCGCAUCUGUAUUUCCUUAAAAGUAUGCUAAAGCGUAGGCUAAACCAGACAACUGACACGUACUGGGCUCACUCAAACUUCGCAACAAUGGUUAUUAGUGGACCACUGCAGCAUGCUCAGGAAAGUGGGUUUGCUGGCUACUCAGCAGAUAUGCAGCACAGCAUUAGGACUGAUCAUUACCCUGAGAAAACAUCACUUCAAGCUGAGAGCAACAGCUUUGUAAGGCCUAUCCCUAGCAAAACGCAGAGAAUAAGCGAACUCAACAGCUACAGGACACCAGGAGUGCCUGUUACUUGUGCUAAUCUACCCGUGCAAGUGCCUGAGGAUCAUCAAGUUAUCUCUGGUCAUGUUAAGAAGAAAGGUCAAGUGGAUGAUUUCUCCACUCCUGGGACUGACCAGAGACCCACCCGCCCAGGUGGUGUCUCUACAGUGGUGAAGAAAAUGCAAGAGUCUUCAGGGGAUCACCAAUCCGAAAUGGGGGUGUUAGCAGCACCCCACCUUGAUACCCCUCUGAUGGAACCUCACAUGAGCAUAUCCAUGUCCGCCUUUGAACCAGAGACCAACCCUGGAAAAGAUGCUGAGGCAGUGCCUACCCGACCAUCAUACAAUGAGGCUCUGGAUCUUGCUCUGGUUCCAAAGAAAAGCCCAGCAAUAAUGGAUGGUGCAACAGGGUACAAGAGAGAGGCUACAAGAGAGAAGAUUGCUACCUACAAAAGAGAUGAAGAGUCCCCAAAUCUUAAAUCUAACAUGGCUCAAGGUCAGGUGGAAGGCCUCCCUGACCUUGAGGAAGGCCUCCCUCUUCCUGUCACCCAAGGACUUCUUGUCACCAAGUGUGUGAGUGAACAAGCUCCUCGUCAACGAAAGAAAACAACCUUUUACAGAAGAAGAGGGGCUGGGAUGGAGCAUGUGAAAUAUACUGUGUUUCUUCAGUUCUUAAUCAUCAGUGCACUAAUUCAAGACUCUGAUGGAAGCUGUUCAGCCUGCAAUCAAGACGGAUGUGCAAAAGUGCAGACAAUAUAUGGAUCGAAUGACACCAUAUUGUAUCAGAGAAGUAACCACAUGGAAAAGCUCACAAGUUGUUCCACCACCGCUGCACCACCGCCUCCGAGUCAGAGAUGCAAUUUAUGUCUUGCUGAUACCGGAGCUACGAUCCUCUUUUGCUCAGACAGCGGGGAAGCAGCUGGGCUGCUCGACUGGGAGGUUGAUGGCAUCCGAUUGAAAAACAUCUCUGUGGUUGACUGCCCAGCCAUGAAGACUGUUCCUGGUGCAACAGGUAAACAUCUACUAAAACACUGA